AUGAGUUCUGUUCCUCCUCGCUCGACCCAAGCUCUGGACGACGUAGAGCAAGGCAAGGCAACCUCACUCUCCGAGAAACCAGGCGUCACCUCGCGACCAUCACGUUCACGGUCAGUACGGUCGACACGCUCGGAAACUCAAGUGUCUGGAAGUUCAACAUCUGGAGAAGCUGAGGUCGGUCUCCCUGGACAGCCAACAAGGCUGAGGAGCGCGAUCGGGGGAACCCUGCGGCGGAAUCCCUCUCCAGCUAAGAGAUGGUGGGCAAGAGUACGGGGAAAAGAUCGGAAGAAAAUUGGAUGGAUGGCCAGCCUGAAAGCCAUUGUGCUUUCCUCUUGGCUGAACAUAUUCUUGAUCUUCAUCCCUUUCGCAUGGGCUGCUCACUUCGUGCAGGACUCAAAUCCCGAAGCGUUUGAAGUCGCCUUUUUGGCCAUUAUGCCGCUCGAGAAGCUUUUUGAUUUUGGGGGCGAGCAGUUGGCAAUGUACUGCGGAGAGGACAUAGGCGAUUUGAUCCUCAUCACGUUGAAUAAUGCUGUAGAAGCGACAUUGGCUAUCAUUCUUCUGGUCAAAUGCGAGCUCAAGUUGUUGCAGUCUACGGUUGUCGGAGUUGUUCUUCUCCAUCUACUUCUUAUUCCUGGAACUACCUUUUUGAUCGGUGGUGCGAGGAUUAUCGAACAACAACUUCAUCAUCAACGGACGCAACUGAACCACACUCUUCUCACAUUUGGAAUAUUGUCUCUUAUCGUUCCAGCAGCCUUCUUCGCAGCCCUCGACCGAGGCGAGCCCAACACUACAUCCACUGCGACCAGCGAAGAUGUCAUCACGGAUGCUUACCGAGGCGACUUCCUCAAGAUAAGCAGAGGAUCUGCAAUUCUUCUCCUCAUCAUAUAUGUCUUUUCACGCUGGUAUCUUCACAACCCACCCGGCGAGGGUAACGCGCUCCAACUUCCACCGGAUGCGCCUGCUGAGCUGAAAGAAAAAGAAGAAGAAUUGGCUGAAGCAGAGCCGGAGGUCAACCCGUGGGCUUGUAUAAUAUUGUUGCUCGUGGCGAACGCAAUAAUGGCCGUGACUGCAGAAUUCCUCGUCGAAUCUAUCGAGUUCGUGCGCGAAUCAGGCAACAUCCGUGAAGAAUGGUUUGGACUCAUCCUCCUCCCCAUCGUGUCUUUCGCCGCCGACGGCGCCGUCGCUGUCGUCUACUUCCUCCACACCACCUGUCUCGUUCCCACCGUGACUCUCGCGAUGGACCCACCCACGAGCGUGGCAGAGGCUAGGGCUAUCGAUCUGAGUAUCCAGUUCUUACUGUUCUGGAUGCCGUUCUUGGUGCUGUUGGGGUGGUGGACUCAUAAGCCUAUGAGUUUGCUUUUCGACUUGUUCGAGGUCACGGUUCUUAUUGGCUCUUGCUUCCUGGUCAACUACGUUACUGCCGACGCAAAGACGAACUGGGCGGAAGGAACCGUAAUGAUCGCAUUUUAUCUCAUGAUCGCACUCGCUGCAUGGUUCUACACAGGCCAACCGGAGAUCGAGAUCAUGAAUGUCUGCCGGGAGACCAUUGCGGCUGCUCUGAGUUCGGGUGAAGUGCCCGUUGGAGAAUGA
This is a messenger RNA of Stereum hirsutum FP-91666 SS1, 1590 nucleotides long. RefSeq lists its product as uncharacterized. The transcript has 12 exons. The record is from RefSeq and is a predicted model, not a curated record. Gene Ontology annotation, molecular function: calcium:proton antiporter activity. The coding region runs from base 1 to 1590 and encodes 529 amino acids. Gene Ontology annotation, cellular component: fungal-type vacuole membrane. Gene Ontology annotation, biological process: intracellular calcium ion homeostasis; calcium ion transmembrane transport. NCBI's taxonomy places the organism in Eukaryota, Fungi, Basidiomycota, Agaricomycetes, Russulales, Stereaceae.